Molecule: messenger RNA, 2091 nt
Organism: Ooceraea biroi (clonal raider ant)
Lineage: Eukaryota; Metazoa; Arthropoda; Insecta; Hymenoptera; Formicidae
Source: RefSeq, a predicted model, not a curated record
AGCAGAAUUGCGAUACAGCAGGGAGGAAGCGAAGCUAGUAAGUAUAUUUAGCAAUUGAUAUAAUAAGCAACGGUGUGAUGUCUAAUAUACCUAUAAUAUUUCUCCGCAGUGCUAAUUCUACACCGGCCGUCACUUCCGAAGUGCGUGAUACUGCAGCAUCGCAAUCACAACACCGACGACGAUGCGUUCGUAUCCUAGGAAGAAGGUACGCGCUGACAACGACGGAACACAAGUAUUUGGAAGUUGGCAUAAACGUGGGAUAUGGUCCGAGUCACAUGGAGAUUGCUGUGGGAGACAAACGUGGGAAUGAAUUGAUCCUCGGAAUGGCAACCUGGAAAGGUCUCGUGGAACAUCAGCAUUUAAUCCAGGAGUAUUUUUCCAAAACUGAUAAACGACCCGUAGAUCCCAUAUAUAUCGGGCCGCUAACUGUAGAAUUUAUUACGUUUAACGAUACGAAGUGUGUUCGGUUCGAAGCAACAAACGUGCGAUCAAUAAUGAUGGCAUCGACACUAACAACUCUGUUUAAUCUCGAUAAAUGUAUCGAUUACAUGUACAAUUGGUUAGUGAGCUGCACCGACCAUGUAGAUGACAAGUACGAACAGUUCUGUAAGAUCGCACGUUGCGUAGAUAAUCCUAAUGACAUAACCGUUGCCAUACAAAACAGCGAAUAUUUCAAUGACAAGGAACUUAUCAAUUGUGAGUUAUUGGCAUUAGCCUUUUAAAAUACGUUGUUAAUAUGUAACAAAUAUAUGCAAUAAAAAAACAUUUACUCCUAAACGUUGUAGUGCACUUUUCUACAGUCCUCAGUUAUUCGCAUAGGUUAUAUAAGUAUCAUAGAAGGUAUCAAAACCACGCGAUCACAUUUUUGUGUAGCCUCAUGAAAUAGUAGGUAUAUCAUCACAUUGAGACACGUGCAACUUAAGCUGCAAAAUAUGCGAGCACAUUCGAUAUAGCCUCGCAAGAUAUUUUAGAUGCGGUAAGGAAAAUUUUUCAACACGUGUGCAUUAGAGUGAGACAAAAGAUAUAGGGUGGUAAAUCAUAUAAUAGGGAACUAUAUGCAAUAGCAUAUCAGUAUACGUGUCAGAAGUGCCGCAUGUUACAUUGGUCACGUUGAAGGAGUGGAAAGGCGAAAAAAAUGGAGAACCUCACUCAAUUAGAACAGAACAUUGUGGCACAAUCAUUGCGUGUAUCAAACUUGGGUGAAUAUUUCGCAUGGACACAACAGUGUGAUGACCUUAUCGAGCAAUUGGAAGAACGCAGUCGCGACGCCAAGCAGCCGCGACUCUCUAUCGGAAACAAACAGUCCUUAGUAGCUCGAAUCGCGCGGCUUGAGGGACUGAAGAAGCGAUUAGAAAAACGCUUUAUCCAUAUUGGUGGCGAGUAUGCAGGGUGGAAUAACGGUGUCGAAGAACUCUCUUGGCGAGAGAUAGAGACCGCGUUCGAGAGCCGCAUUUUAACCGGUGCUGUGAUAAAUUCCGGCUAUAUCGAACCACGGCGAUUUCUGGAAGACGCUAGUAUCAUAGUGCUCGAUUACGUGCAAAAGGUAAUAAAUGAACAUGACAGUGUGAAAUUGAAUACCGUGUUCAAUGGCGAGUUUGUGGCGGGUGAGAAGACUGCCAAUAAAAGUAUCAAUACGCGAAACCGAGCACUCUUUCGUACGUCCAAUCUGAAAGAGUGGUUUGCACGAUACGUUAUCGAGCCCACCUUGGCGUCUCUUGAAGAAUUCCAGGAACGCGACAGUGGAUGGGCGUUGUCGCGUAUACUGGACUUGACGGUUAACGUUAACAAAUAUAACCCUAUGCACGCGGGAUGUCACGUCAAAUUGCCGAAGAAAAUUAUGGCGAAGAAAGCAGUGGUAAACGUGCAAAGUAACGAUGUCGCAUGUUUUGCAUGGUCAGUGGCUGCCGCUCUGUACCCGGCAAAAAGACACGUAGAGCGGCAAUCAUCGUACCCCAUUAUACCACAGUACUCAAUCUCCAAGGCAUAGAAUUUCCUAUGACAUUGAAGCAAGUCAACAAGUUUGAAGAGCUCAACAAUGUCUCAAUCAACAUAUACUAUAUGAAUGAAUGUCGGAAACAAAAAAAUGAAAAA